Ceutorhynchus assimilis (cabbage seed weevil) is the source of this 2817-nucleotide messenger RNA. The record is from the annotation of a GenBank genome assembly. Lineage: Eukaryota; Metazoa; Arthropoda; Insecta; Coleoptera; Curculionidae.
AUGGAUGAAUUAAGUGACAAGUUCUACUAUUUGUAUAGUUCAGAUGUACCAGCCAGGAUACAAGUUAAGAUUGGAACCCUUGAAGGCAAAAGAAUUAAACCCACCUACGAGGACUUGCUGAAAGACCCCCAUCUAAAAUUCUCUGGCGUUUGCCAAGACGGCUGUUCAGAUUUAAUGGUAGAAUGUCAAAUAUGGGACCACAACGAACCACUUUGCUUGCCUGUGGGAACCGAGUAUAAACCAUUCACAACCAGAUGGAACUGGAAUGAAUGGCUUCACAUGCCCCUAGAAUUUUGCGACUUACCAAGAACCGCCCAACUAGCCAUAACCAUCUACGACUGUGCAGGGCCAAAUAAACUUAUGCCGGUAGGUGGUACUACAGUGUCACUUUUUAGCAAACAUGGAGUAUUUAGAGAGGGUAUGCUAGAUUUAAGAGUUUGGCCUAAUGUGGUAGCAGAUGGUAGAUCUCCCACUACAACCCCUGGUAAGGGUCAUGAUGGCAAUCAUAGUUCAACUGAUCAAAUGUGGAAAUUAGCUAAAUUGGCUAAAAAACAUAGAAAUGGGCAUAUUCCAAAGGUUGAUUGGCUAGAUAGACUUACAUUCAGGGAACUAGAAGUAAUCAACGAAAAAGAGAAAAGAUCUUCUAAUUACAUGUAUUUGACGGUGGAAUUUCAAAAAGUCUUUUCCGAUGAUGUGGCGCAUCAUGUAGUCUAUUUUGAACAAAACGGCGAAGAGAUUCAUACUUUUAAAGCUAAUGCUGACUUGGUUUUCGUACCUGAUCCUGAAAUUGGAAAGGAAAAUUUGGUGGAACGCAAACAUCAUAUGCUGGCCAGAUCUUUACGCAGUGGUCAUAAUGAUAAAGAUGCCAAACCUAAUGCAGCGGUAAGAGAUAUUUUGAAUCAAAUAGUCUCAUAUCCUCCUACACAGCAGCUGUCCAACGAAGAGCAAGACUACGUUUGGAAAUAUAGGUUUUAUUUGAGCACUCAGAAGAAAGCUUUAGCCAAGUUUUUGAAGUGCGUUAACUGGAGACAUCACAAUGAAGUCCGCCAGGCGUUGCAUCUUAUCGAUAUUUGGGUUCCUAUGGAUGUUGAAGAUGCCUUGGAAUUGCUUAGUCCUAAUUUUACUCAUCCCUCAGUAAGAAGAUAUGCAAUAAGUCGAUUACAGCAAGCUCCAGAUAAUGAAAUUUUACUGUAUUUGUUGCAACUGGUUCAGGCUUUGAAAUAUGAGAAUUUUGUCACAAUCCAAGAAGGAUACGCUAGGAUUGCUUCAGGCCACGAAGUAUUCCCUUUACACGAAGACACUGGCAACUGCCUAGAAAAAAAAGACUCAAAAGACAGUAAUUGCACUAUCACAUCUGAAUCUGUAUUACAAAGAUCAUCUAGUUACAAUCAAGCCGAUCAUUUAGCUUCUUCUGUAGUCAAUAGUGUAGUGGAAAUAGAAACUGAUAAGAAUCAACAGCCAUCUCAAAGUUUGCCACCAAGUGUCCUGCAAAAUCUUUGUACUGAAUCUGGCAACACUGAUACACUCCAGAGUAAUAUGUACGACGAAGAGGAGGAUGUUAAUGAUUUAGCCUCAUUUCUGAUUUACAGAGCGUGCAAAAAUUUCACUUUGGCUAAUUAUUUUUAUUGGUAUUUGUUGUUGGAAUGUGAAGAUCAAGAAGGCACAAUCAAACAAGACGAACAAGUUAGAACUAUGUACUUAACAGUCAUGAAAACCUUUUCUCAAACAUUAGCCAAAGGUUCUGAAGUGAUGCAAAAAAAACGUGCAAUUUUAUCAAAGCAACAAAAGUUUAUUGAUAAAUUAGUGCAAUUGAUUAAAGCUGUUUCUAGAGAAAAUGCUUAUAGGGCCAAAAAAAUUCAAAAAUUGAAAGAAUUACUCUCUGAACCUGAUGCUUUCAAGUAUAAUUUUGCCAAGUUUGAUCCGGUGCCUUUUCCUUUAGAUCCUGAGAUUAAAAUCACAGGAAUUGUAGCGGAAAAAGCCCUUUUAUUCAAAUCAAACCUUAUGCCAGCCAAAUUACAUUUUCUAACUACUGAAGAUAAAGAGUAUGUUGCAAUAUUUAAAUUAGGUGACGAUUUGAGGCAAGACCAGCUUAUUUUGCAAAUGAUAACUUUAAUGGAUAAAUUAUUAAAUAAUGAAAAUUUAGAUCUCAAAUUGACACCUUAUAGGGUCCUUGCUACUAGUACAAAGCAUGGAUUUGUACAGUUCAUAGAGUCAACCACUGUGGCUGAAAUUCUUGGGACAGAAGGCAGUAUCCAGAAUUACUUUAAAAAACACCAUCCUCAAGAAAACGUUCCUUAUGGCAUACAGCCUGAUAUUAUGGAUGCUUAUGUACGUUCAUGUGCCGGAUAUUGUGUUAUCACUUAUUUGUUGGGCGUAGGUGAUCGACAUUUGGAUAAUUUGUUGCUUACUGAAGACGGCAGGUUGUUUCAUAUUGAUUUUGGCUACAUUUUGGGUCGAGAUCCCAAACCGUUACCUCCACCAAUGAAACUGAGUAAAGAAAUGGUAGAAGCAAUGGGUGGAAUCCACUCGGAACAUUAUCAAGAAUUCAGAAAGCUUUGCUACACAGCCUUUUUACAUUUAAGAAGACACGCAAACCUAAUGCUAAACUUAUUCUCUUUAAUGGUAGACGCCAGUGUACCUGAUAUAGCGUUAGAACCUGAUAAGGCGGUUAAAAAGGUUCAGGACAAGCUAAUGUUGGAUUUAGGGGAGGAGGAAGCUGUGCAUUAUAUCCAAAACUUAAUUGACUCUUCUGUUUCGGCUGUCAUGCCUGCAAUAGUCGAGCAAUUGCAUAAAAUCACUCAAUACAUGAGAAAAUAG